CGUCACUCGCGCGCCAGCGUUUCGCGGACGCAGCAGCCAUGGCGGACGUUAUGAAUGUUGGAGUGAAUUUAGAAGCGUUUUCUCAAGCGAUUAAUGCCAUCCAGGCUCUUCGAUCGAGCGUCACCAGGGUGUUCGAUUCUCUUAAAGAUGGGAUGAAAAAUAAGGAGACUCUUGAAGGGCGGGAGAAAGUGUUUAUAACUGAAUUCCAAGAUAACUUGCAGUCAGUCAAUCGCGAUUUAAAUGAAUUGGAGCGUCUCAGUACUUUGGUUGGCAGGCCGUCAGAGAGUCAUCCCUUACACAACAGUGGACUGCUCAGUUUAGACCCCGUUCAGGACAAAACACCUCUCUACAGCCAGCUGCUCCAGGCUUACAAAUGGUCCAAUAAAUUACAGUACCAUGCAGGUCUGGCCUCCAGUCUUCUAAACCAACAGUCACUCAAACGCUCAGCCAAUCAGAUGGGAACAUCUGCCAAAAGAAGACCCAAAGUCCAGCCCAGCACACUCGCCCUUCCAACACAGUAUGUUGAUGAUGUCAUAUCUAGAAUCGGACGGAUGUUUCCAGAUAUGUCAAUCGAGCUUUUCCGGCCAAACGGGACAUCUGCAGUUCUGUUGGUCACCCUGGGGAAGGUUUUGAAAGCCAUCGUGGUAAUGAGGAGCCUUUUUAUUGACCGCACGAUUGUCAGAGGCUAUCAUGAGAACGUAUACUCGGAGGACGGAAAGCUUGACAUCUGGUCAAAGUCCAACUAUCAGGCAUUUCAAAAGGUCACUGAUCAUGCAACCACGGCGCUCCUGCAUUACCAGCUCCCCCAGAUGCCUGAUGUUGUAGUUCGCUCCUUCAUGACCUGGUUGAGGAGCUACAUCAAGCUCUUCCAGACCCCGUGUCAACGCUGUGGCAAGUACCUGCAGGAGGGCCUUCCUCCAACAUGGAGGGACUUCCGAACUCUGGAGGCCUUCCAUGACACCUGCAGGCAGUGACGCUGUCCCGGAUCACACAGUAUUCCAUGGCUUGGCUUGAACAACUCCAAGAUUCUGUUUCUAGCUCUGUGUUUUUGCAAAAAUCUGUGUUGCGGACAGUUAAUCAUGAGGACAUUUUACAGCCUAUUGAUUUCCACAGCUUUGCUACAUCCUCUUUUAGAAGAACAUUAUUCUCCGGAUAGAUCUCAUAUAAUGUUUUUUUUUUUUUUUUUUUUUUAUCACAUUUGAAAGGAGAAAAUGUAAAAUGCUUAUGGAUUUCAGAAUGUAAAUAUCUAGAAUGUUGCCUUUCACAAAUAAGUCGUAAUCUUUAAUAUUACGCUCUGUAGUUGGAUGAAAAUUGUCCAUUUUUGACUUUUAAAUAAACAGUUUUUCUUUUU
Messenger RNA from Puntigrus tetrazona (Sumatra barb), 1351 nucleotides. RefSeq names its product mediator complex subunit 27 (gene med27). The coding region runs from base 39 to 974 and encodes 311 amino acids. Gene Ontology annotation, molecular function: transcription coactivator activity. Gene Ontology annotation, biological process: regulation of transcription by RNA polymerase II. Gene Ontology annotation, cellular component: mediator complex. Lineage: Eukaryota; Metazoa; Chordata; Actinopteri; Cypriniformes; Cyprinidae. The transcript is spliced from 8 exons. The record is from RefSeq and is a predicted model, not a curated record.